AUGGAGGGUUCUGAAGAGGGACCCAUGACCCAAGGCGAAGGGGACACCAAUGGGGAGAAUGCACCCCAAGGGCCGGUCGAAUCCGAAGCGGAAGUUGAAUCUGAAGUGGAAGUCCAGUCCCAAACCGAAGCUGAACCCGAUGUGGAAGGAGUUCAGCCAGGAAUGGGAGGAGUCGGCUCAGAAGUGGGCAUAGAAUCUGAAGAAUCCAAAGUGGAUGUUGAGUUCGAAGUGGGAAUCAAACCUGAAUUUGACUGGGAAUCCCAAGGAGAGAUGGAAUUCGACCUGGAAGUGGAGUCCCCUGAAGUGAAAUCUGGUUCCAGGUAUGUAAGUGACACACAGCUCAGUCUGGAGGAACCGUCUGCCGACGCCGAAGCUGUCACCCAUACACGUGAAGAAGAAACGGAAGCAGCUGGUGCGGAAGAUUCUUACAAAGACGCAGGAGAAGAGGCAUCGGAGCCUAGUGGCGCGCCCAGCAAAGUGGUGAGUAACCCUGAGCGCUGCUGUGCAGCCGCUCACUGCCCGCCCCGCCCGGCUGCCUGUGCUGGGAACGCAGAGCCUAGCCCAGAAGGGCAGGCACAGCUCUCGUCUGUGACCAGCCUCCACUUAUGCCUGAGCUCCGAUGAGGAAGAGGAGGUCCUCCUGCCCCCGGAGGAGCCGUCCGCAUGGGACCCAGCGGUCUCGCUGGCUCACCCCUGGCUGGUUCCUCCAGGUCUCUCUGAGGCCCACAGACCGGAGUCAGGCCAGCAGCCCCCCUUCCUGGACCGCCUGCAGCAGCUGAGCACCGAGGAGGAAGGGGUCCUGAUGGGGCAGAGGGAGGCCGAGGGAAGCGAGGAGGAAGAGGAUGAAGACACGUCGCAGCUGGUGGUUCUGGACCCAAACCACCCCCUGAUGAUCAGAUUCCAGGCUGCGCUCAAGAGCUACCUGACUCGGCAGAUUGAAACGCUGAAGCUGGAGCUGCAGGAGCUGGCCGUGGCCACUAAGCAGACGCGCGCGCAGCGGCAGGAGGUGGGCGUGAACCUGUACGGGGUCCAGCAGCACCUAGCGCGCCUGCAGAUGCAGCUCGAGCGGAGCCAUGACCGCUAUGCGCUCGUGGCCAGUGGGCGGCGGCAGCGGGAGGAGGAGCUGCAGGACGCACGCACCCUCUAUGCGCGCACCAACGAGGCCGCCAACCAGGAGCGCAGGAAGCUGUCGGCCCUGCAGGCCGAGGUGGAGAGGCAGGCCCUCCAUCUCUUCUACAUGCAGAAUGUGGACCAGGACGUGCGUGAUGACAUCUGUGUGAUGCAGCAGGUCGUCAAGAAGGCCGAGAUGGACAGGAUGAGGGCCGAGGUGGAGAAGAAAAAGCAGGACCUGCAUGUGGACCAGCUGACCAAUCAGGUCCACCAGCUGGAAGAGAGCAUCGCCCUGUUUGAGACCAAGUAUUUCGCCCAAGCUGAGGACACGCGGGCCCUGCGGAAAGCUGCGAGCGAGGCUUGCACGGAAAUCGAUGCCAUCACCAUGGAGAAGCAGUACCUCCAGCAGCAGUGGGUCAGCAGCCUGGUGGGGAUGAAACAUCGAGAUGAGGCACACAGGACCAUCCUGGAGGCACUGAGCCAGUGCCAGCAUGAAUGCAAGUCCAUCAAUGCAGUGAUCGAGGCCUAUAAGAAAUCCAUCACAAAAGAGGAGGAGAAGAAUGAAAAGCUAGCCAGCAUCCUGAGUAGGGUGGAGAAUGAAGCCAGCUUCAUGCAGAAGCUGACCGACCAGUGCCUGGCCAAACAGGAAGCUCUGCAGAACGAGUUCAACACCUACCAGCUGACCCUGCAGGACACGGAGGAUGCCCUCAACAAGACCCAGCAGGAACACACAGUCAUCAUGGGUGAGCUGCAGAGCAUCAACCAGGCCAUCCAGACCGAGAUGGACAUGAAAAGGAAGAUGGAGUCCUCCAUCCUGGAAAAACUUCAGGAGCACAUGACCUCCAACAAGAUGGCCAAGUCCUACAACUAUCACAUCCUCAAGCUGCAGAAAGAAAAGACGAAUCUGGUGACUCAUCUGUCCAGAAUCAACGGGGACAUCGCACAGACCACCCUCAACAUCACCAACACUGAGUGCCGCCUGGACAUGCACCAGAAGACGCUGGCGGGGCUGGACAAGGAGGUGAAGAACGUCAAUGAGCUCAUCACCAACAGCGAGAACGAAAUCUCCAGGCGGACCAUCCUGAUUGAGAGGAAGCAGAGCCACAUCAACAGCUUGAACAAGCAGCUGGAGCAGCUCGUCUCCGAACUGGGGGGGGAGGAGCUUGGGCCACUGGAGCUGGAGAUUAAGCGGCUGACGCGGCUGAUUGAGGACCACGAGGCCAGCGCCAUCCAGGCCCAGGGCACUUGGCUGCGGCUGCAGCAGGAGAUGGUCAAAGCCACACAGGAGCGUGAGGAGCAGCUGGCCGACCUGGACAUGUUCAAGAAGACGAUACACAUCAUGGAGCAGAAGAAGCUGCGGGUUGAGAACAAGAUCACGCAGGAGAAGAAGGAGCAGAAGGAGCUGGAGCGGCACAUGAAGGACCUGGACAACGACCUCAAGAAGCUCAGUGUGCUUACGAGCAAGAACCGGUCCACCUCCGAGCAGCUCCAGCAGCUCACCAUGGUGACCGAGACCGAGUUCGUGCGUGCGCUCAAGGCCUCGGAGAGAGAGAGCAUGGAGAUGCAGGAGCGGCUGAACCAGCUCAACGAGGAGAAGACGGCCAUCCUGAACAGCCUGCUGGAGGCAGAAUACCAGAUCAUGCUUUGGGAGAAAAAAAUCCAGCUGGCCAAAGAGAUGCGCGCCUCGGUGGACUCGGAGACCGGCCAGGCGGAGAUCAGGGCCAUGAAGGCUGAAAUACACCGGAUGAAGGUCAGGCACAGCCAGCUGCUGAAGCAGCAGGAGAAGAUGAUCCGAGACAUGGAGAUGGCCGUGGCUCGCAGGGACACCAUCAGAACCCGGGCGGAGGGCCAGAGCAGGAUGCAGACGAAGGCGCUCACGCGGACGGACUUCCACCACCAGCAGGCGGAGCUGAGGCAGAAAAUCCGGGACGUGAACAAGGCCACCGAGCUGAGCUCCAAGACCCUGGAGGAGCUGGAGGAGACGCAGAGGAGGACAAGCGACAACCUGACGCAGAGGCAGCAAGCCCUGGCCGAGGCCCAGUCUGAGUCCGACACCCUGGACGCUGACCUGCAGCGGUUGGUGGGCCUCAAGCAGCAGAACCUCCUGGACAUCGUGACGCUGCAGGGGCGCGCGAAGCACCUGCAGGCUGUGAAGGACGGGAAGUACGUGCCCCUGGUCCGCUCUGAGCAUGCACUGCAGGCAGAGAGCAUGCGGCUGGACACCCGGCUGAUGGUCCUCGCCUCCAUCCUGGACCACGUGAAGAACGAGUACCCGCAGUUCCAGGAGGCCCUGCAGAAGCUCAGGCAGGCCAUUGGCACCAAGCUGGAGGUGCCCGAGGCUUCCUAG
This is a messenger RNA of Elephantulus edwardii (Cape elephant shrew), 3456 nucleotides long. It is a transcript of the gene CCDC40, whose product is annotated as coiled-coil domain containing 40. Bases 1 to 3456 code for a protein of 1151 amino acids. The transcript has 19 exons. Gene Ontology annotation, biological process: epithelial cilium movement involved in determination of left/right asymmetry; axoneme assembly; heart looping. Gene Ontology annotation, cellular component: cytoplasm; cilium. The record is from RefSeq and is a predicted model, not a curated record. Lineage: Eukaryota; Metazoa; Chordata; Mammalia; Macroscelidea; Macroscelididae.